AUGGGCAUUGCUAUUUCUGUCUUUGUGAGCUUUUUAACUUUUUUUGCUAUCUAUUCUUUGAUUGUUACUGGCCAAAGAAGUCAGAUAUUCAAUUUUGCAUCGUUGGCGCAGGUAGCCAUGGGACGUUUCGGUUAUCAUAUGCUGAAUUUCAUGUUAUUCGUACAAAGUGCCGGAAGCGUGAUUAGUUACUUUAUUUUGGUGGGUGAUACUAUUCCUGUACUUUUAGGCUUCUAUAUUCCACAAUUCCCAAUAUUGGCAGAUAGACAACUCGUUACAAUUCUGAUCUCUCUCUUUAUUAUCUUCCCUUUAAAUCUAUUCAGAUCUAUUGGAGCUCUUGCCAAAUGGUCCGCCUUCUCAGUGUUAUUGCUACCAAUUAUGAUUUUUUCUGUCUUAUUUCGUGCGCCAGUUUAUUCCAAAGAUCACACAGCGCCAUUGAUGACGGUUGGUAAAGAUCCAUUCGCAGCUAUGGGUAUCAUGUCUUUUGCAUUUGUCUGCUCACAAGUUGCCUUCCAAAACUAUUUGUCACAAAAGAAUCAAACAACCUCGUCUUGGAAAAUCUCCUCUGUUCUUUCCACUUGUAUGAGCUGGACUAUCUCCAUGUCAUUUGCUGCUAUAGGCUACCUUAGUUUUGGUCAAGAUGUUAACUCCAACGUCUUUAGUAAUUUUCCUGAAGAUGAUCAUAUCAUCAACAUUGGAAGGUUGGCUCUUGGUCUUUCCAUGGUUUUGACUGUUCCUAUGGCAUUCUAUCCUGCCAGAGAUGCGGUUCAAAAGACUAUUGGGUUUGAAACUAAAGAUUGUCAGCCAAAUGCCUUACAACAUUAUGGUGUUACUGCCAUUCUUUUUUUGAUUUUCUUGGUUUUGGGUGUACAAAUCCAUUCAUUAGGAAAGGUGUACUCUGUUGUUGGUGGUAUUGCUUCUUCUUUCCUGGCCUAUAUUAUUCCAGGCUCGGCCUAUAUUGCAGUAUUUCAUCCACAAUGGUUUUUCCUCUUCAAAAAUUAUUACCAUGGCGCUGCUCCUCCAAACAAUGAUGAAUCCUCCUCUAUUAUGGGUUCAGGAACAGAAGUCAAUUUGGUCAAGGUGCCAGUAAACCCAACAUGGUGGCUAGACAUAGCUGCCAUUGUAUUGGUCAUCUUUGGCUUCUUAAUCAUGACUUAUACAGCUAUCAGUGCUUUCGUCAUUUAG
Mycotypha africana is the source of this 1182-nucleotide messenger RNA. RefSeq names its product transmembrane amino acid transporter protein-domain-containing protein. NCBI's taxonomy places the organism in Eukaryota, Fungi, Mucoromycota, Mucoromycetes, Mucorales, Mycotyphaceae. The transcript is spliced from 4 exons. Gene Ontology annotation, molecular function: amino acid transmembrane transporter activity. The record is from RefSeq and is a predicted model, not a curated record. Bases 1 to 1182 code for a protein of 393 amino acids. Gene Ontology annotation, biological process: amino acid transmembrane transport.